CCGGGGUUGCCUUUUCCUUAGAAGGCGAAGCCCCAAACCUCGCCUCUCCCCAGCGGAGAGUCACCCCGCGCCCCCCGACGGCGCCGCCGGGGCCCCAGGAGUGCGCGAGGAGCCCGCGCGCUUCGAGGUGCAGCCGGGCUCAGACGCACACGGGGCGCGCGUCCUCGUGGAUUUGCAUGGAAGGAUCGAGAUCGGCGGAGACGGCGGCGAGCAGACUCUGAAGCCAGAACUCCUUCCCGGCCCCUGUGCCCGCGACAUGCGGCGGGAGAGGUGCGGCGCCCCUCGCCCGCGUCCCCGCCAUGGAGGUGCUGCGGCGGUCCUCGGUUUUCGCCGCGGAGAUCAUGGACGCCUUGGACCGCUCGCCCACCGACAAGGAGCUGGUGGCUCAGGCUAAGGCGCUCGGCCGGGAGUUCGUGCACGCGCGGCUGCUGCGCGCCGGCCUGGUCUGGAGCGCGCCGGAGCGCGUCCCGCCCGCCCCGGGCGGCCGCCUGGCAGAGGUGUGCACCGUGCUGCUGCGCUUGGGGGACGAGCUGGAGCUGAUUCGGCCCAGCAUCUACCGCAACGUGGCCCGCCAGCUGAGCCUCUCCCUGCAGUCUGAGAGCGUGGUGACGGAGGCCUUUCUGGCCGUGGCCGCCCAGAUCUUCGUUGCAGGCAUCACGUGGGGCAAGGUGGUGUCCCUGUACUUGGUGGCCGCGGGGCUGGCCGCGGACUGUGUGCGGCAGGCGCAGCCGGCCUUGGUCCACGCCCUGGUCGACUGCCUGGGGGAGUUCGUGCGCAAGACCCUGGCGGCCUGGCUGCGCAAGCAGGGCGGAUGGACCGACGUCCUCAAGUGCGUGGUCAGCAGCGAACCCGGCUUCUGCUCCCAUUGGCUCGUGGCGGCGCUCUGCGGCUUCGGCCGCUUCCUGAAGGCCGCCUUCUUCGUGCUGCUGUCGGACAGAUGAGCCCCGGCCCGGACCCCCGGCCCUCGGCUGAAGCACCGCCCUCCUCGCCCCGAGUCCCUUCUCCUGUGCUCACCCCGGCCCUCAGGAAUGCCUGGGGCUGGCCUGCAGCACCCCCCUGUGGUCCCGCCCCGCGCACCCCACAAGGUCAGGGUCGCCUCCCAGGCCCGAAGGAAGGCAGUCAGGAGCACCAGGCCUCUGCUGGAUGCCGGGGUCCCGUCCACAAAGGGGGGCCACGUCGGGACCUGAGCCAGGAGGUGGCUGGGCCUGGCCGAGGCCAGAGGAGCCGAGAGGCCUCGCUGGCAGCACAGACGCUGUUGCUGGGACCGUGUCCGCGCCUGUGGCCGUGUCCUGGGCAGCACCUGGACCUGGGAGGGCACCGGCCCUGACCAGCAAGGACAGGCUGUGUGUGUUUGAGUCCAAUAAAGUGCCACAGCCACGGAGGGCGCCCGACCACCGGCAUUCCGGUGCCGCUGCCGGGACCGGACCGGAGGUGAGCACGUCCGUCCUUGUCUGCCCUCAGCUCCCCGGGGCCACGGGGGCCACGGCGGCCGCGCACACUUACACCCCAGGCGCGCACACUCGCACACGCAGGCACACGUGAGAGAGAGCCGGGUGCCCGUCCGUCCCGGCCACUCCUGUCCCUCUGCUCGGCCACCACGGCCCGUUUCCUGCCCAUGGGCUGCCCCUCGGCCCCCAGCCCAACUCUGGCUGUCCCCGUCGGGGCCUGUCCCUGCCGCCCCUCCGACUCCAGCUCAGGCCACGGGCACACGGCCCAGAGGGCUGUGACGUGGCCUCAGCCCCCCUGUCUGUGUGAGGCAGGGCCGAGCCCUGCCCCCCAGGCAGCUGCUGGGUAUAAGCGAGGGUCCUGAUGGUUCAGCUCCCCCCCCCACCCACUCCUGGCCCCACAGGGGUCCUCUCAGCCUCUGCCGGUCGCCCCCCCCCAGGGGCCUCAGUGCCAGGGGUGGUGGGCGGGGAGGUGGAAGAGAGGGGAGAAAGGGGCAGAGAGGGAGGGCAGCCCAUCCUCUCGGAUCAAACGCUUGGGUACUUCCAGCACCAAGAGGGACGUGUCCGACCCCAGAACACCCUGGAGAGCCUCGGGGUGUGAGCGUGAGCAUGAGCGUGAGCAGGCAGGGAGAAGGUGCCACGGGGGGGGGGGGGGGGGCGCCCUGUGUCAGCAGCAGCACGAGCCUCGAGUUGGCAUGUGAACCAGACGAGGACGGUGCAGCCGUCCCAGAGGGGGAGUCGGGACGAGCUGGAGCAGCGCCAGCUCCUGGAGAGGAGAACCCGCGCGGGAGGCGGUUCCUGGAAGUUCAGACAUUCGACGCCGUCCUUGCAAAUAUAUUGGAAUUUAUUUUCCUGGAUCGAAACAAGCCAAACUCCACGUGCGAGAAACAAAAAGGAAAAACAGCCAGAAGAACCCUCACAAAGAAGAGGAACGAGGAGGGGUUCGGGACAGGCUGCCGGGACAGAGCACCGCCCCAGGCACUCGGGUGCAGCAAGCAGGCGGGGACCCCGGACGUGCAGCCCAGGCCUGGCCCAAGAGCGCCGCGCGUGAGGACGGUGGCAGUGGGGAGUGGGUGGGCUCGUCGCCGUGUGUGCACGCUGUGAGCCACGUGAGGAGAACUAAAUGGGACCCAUACGUUCAACUGCAUGCCAGACAGAUUCCAAAUGCACCGAAGAGCUAAGUAUAUAAAAAAAUUGAGUGAAUUUCCUUGGAACUAAGGAGUGGG
Molecule: messenger RNA, 2671 nt
Organism: Phyllostomus discolor (pale spear-nosed bat)
Lineage: Eukaryota; Metazoa; Chordata; Mammalia; Chiroptera; Phyllostomidae
Gene: BOK
Product: BCL2 family apoptosis regulator BOK
Exons: 5
Coding region: 300-941 (213 amino acids)
Biological process (GO): extrinsic apoptotic signaling pathway in absence of ligand; regulation of apoptotic process; intrinsic apoptotic signaling pathway in response to DNA damage
Cellular component (GO): mitochondrial outer membrane
Molecular function (GO): protein heterodimerization activity; protein homodimerization activity
Source: RefSeq, a predicted model, not a curated record